Molecule: messenger RNA, 1356 nt
Organism: Arvicola amphibius (Eurasian water vole)
Lineage: Eukaryota; Metazoa; Chordata; Mammalia; Rodentia; Cricetidae
Gene: Pnma3
Product: PNMA family member 3
Exons: 1
Coding region: 1-1356 (451 amino acids)
Molecular function (GO): nucleic acid binding; zinc ion binding
Source: RefSeq, a predicted model, not a curated record
AUGCCAUUGAACCUGUUGCAGGACUGGUGUAGGGGGGAGCACCUGAACACCCAGAGGUCUAUGCUGAUCCUGGGGAUUCCCGAGGACUGUAGUGAGGAUGAAUUUGAGGAGACUCUGCACGAAGCUCUCAGGCAUCUGGGAAGAUACAGGAUCAUUGGCAGGAUGUUUAGGAGGGAGGAGAACGCCCAGGCCUUUCUGGUGGAACUUGCACGUGAUUUUGACUAUGCGUUGGUACCCAGGGAAAUAGAAGGAAAGGGUGGGCCCUGGGAAGUGAUUGUGAAACCCCCUAAUUCAGAUGAUGAAUUUCUCAAUAGACUGAACCACUUCUUAGAGGAAGAGAGGCGCUCAGUAUCAGACAUGAACAGGCUCCUUGGGACACACUCUAACAAAAUAGCGAUAUCAGCAGAUUUCUGGGCCUGGGCUCAGACUCUCGGUGCAGUGAUGCAGCCUCUGCUAGAACAAAUGUUUUACCGAGAACUAAAAGUCUUUUCUGGGGACACAACAUCAGUCCCAGGGUUAUUGACCUUUGAUUCCUGGCUUGAGCACACCACUGAGAUGUUACAGAUGUGGCAGGUACCUGAGGUGGAGAAGAGGCGGAGGCUGAUAGAAUGCUUGCGAGGUCCUGCUCUACAAGUGGUCAAUGUGCUCCGUGCCAACAACGCUGCCAUCACAGUGAAGGAGUGCCUGGAGGCCCUGCAGCAGGUAUUUGGGCCCGUGGAAAGCCGCAGAAUGGCCCAGAUGAAAUUUUGUAAGGCUUAUCAGGAGCCAGGAGAGAAAGUUUCUAGCUUUGUGGUCCGUUUGGAGGCCCUGCUCCAAAAAGCCCUAGAGAAAAGGGCAAUAGCACGAAGAAAUGUGAAUCAGACCCGCCUUAAACGAAUCUUAGGUGGGGCCAUCCUUACUGGAAAACUUCGAGAGAAACUUAAGCAAAUGAAACAGCGUCGGAAGCCACCUGGUUUCCUGGCCCUGGUGAGGUUUUUUCGUGAGGAGGAGGAGUGGGAGGCUACUAGGGGAGCAGAGAAUAGCUGCCUACAGGAGCUGGAAAUAGGCAGGGAGAGGGCACUAUUUGUUCCUGCCAUUGACAGUGGUUUUGAGAAAAGACCUUAUCAGGGUUCCCGUCGCCGGAGGGGCAGAGGCCAGCACCGAAAGGGAGGUGUGCCCAGAGAUAGAUCUCAAGGUGCAAGGAAGCGGAAUUAUGACACAUUCUGCUAUAGUUGCGGGGAAGAAGGCCACAUCAGAGUACACUGCUUGAACCCGGCCAACCGUACCUUAGUGAAGCAGAAGAGACGGGCUGCAAUGGAGAUGGGAAACGGGGCCUGGGCUUGGGACAAGAGCCACCCCAAGCCCAACACCAUGUAG